CCACGGCUAUGGCAACCAGGAGAAGCCAUACUAGGUCGACGCUCCAAAACCGCGUAGGGGCCGCGACCCAGCGCGCCGCUCAUGGCGCUCUAUGAGCUCUUUGCGCACCCGGUGGAGCGGGGCUACCGUGCGGGGCUCUGCUCCAAGGCGGCGCUCUUCCUGCUGCUGGCCGCUGCGCUCACGUACAUCCCGCCGCUGCUGGUGGCCUUCCGGAGCCACGGGUUUUGGCUGAAACGGAGCAGUUACGAGGAGCAGCCAACCGUGCGCUUCCAGCACCAGGUGCUGCUCGUGGCCUUGCUAGGAUCCGAGCCGGGCGGGUUCCUCGCCUGGAGCACGUUCCCCGCCUUCAACCGGCUGCAGGAGGGUCAUCUGCGCGUCCCGCUCGUCUCGGCUAGAGAAGAAGACAGGAACCAGGAUGGGAAAAUGGAUGUGCUGCACUUUGAGCUGGAGCUCCCCCUGCAGCCCACGGAGCAGGUCCUAGGCGUGCAGCUCAUCCUGACUUUCUCCUACCAGCUGCAUAGGAUGUCGACAUUCGUGAUGCAGAGCAUGGCAUUUCUCCAGUCCUCCUUUGCCGUUCCCGGGUCCCAGUUAUAUGUGAACGGAGACCUGAGGCUGCAGCAGAAGCAGCCCCUCGGCUGUGGUGGCCUGGAUGUCCGGUACAAUGUGUCCGUCAUCAACGGGACCAGUCCGUUUGCCAAUGACUACGACCUCACUCGCAUUGUUGCUGCCUAUCAGGAGAGGAACGUAACCACCAUCCUGACUGACCCCAGCCCCAUCUGGCUGGUGGGAAGGGCUGCAGAAGCUCCAUUUGUGGUUAAUGCAGUCAUCCGAUACCCCGUGGAAGUCAUUUCUUAUCUACCAGGAUUCUGGGAAAUGAUAAAGUUCGCCUGGAUCCAGUAUGUCAGUAUCCUACUUAUCUUCCUGUGGGUGUUUGAAAGAAUCAAAAGAUUUGUGUUCCAAAAUCAGGUGGUGACCACAAUCCCUGUAACAGCUAUGCCCCAGGGAGAACUGUAUAAGGAGCAUUUAUCGUAAGAAGACCCUUUCUGAAAACUCUAAGCAAGACCGUGGCCACCUCACUGUUGUCUUCUGAGAACUGCCAUCUUACGAAAUUUCUGAAAAGAGUCCAUGGACACUUGCCCCCAUGUGUGCUUUUCCCAUCAGAGACAAAGAACAAUCCUUUCUAAUUUUCCUCUACACAAAUUCUAUAUCUCCUCAGCAUCUGCAGAGAUAAUCAGGGACUAGUUUGUAGAAAUGUUUCUGAGGGUUCCCCAAGGCUAUAAUUUGCUUUUGUUUGUGUUUUUCGCCUCAGACUUGGAUCUCCAGAGGAAACUACAGUCAGUUCAGACAGCUUGGAAAGAGUCCCAUCUCUGGUGAAGCAAAGACUUUUCCUCUCUUGAACUGAGAAGCAUGCCCUGCGUUUCUUCCCCCUGUUGUAAACCAGGUUUUCCUCUUUGCAGGGCUCUCUGGGGAUAGAUACGCAAUCAUCAGCACUUUCCACUCCUGGGCGUCUAAAUUUCCGCUCAGCACUGGUUUCCAGAACUGAGAGGCCUUUAACCGGCGAUCUGGAGGGGGAGAGGGGAGCGCUCGGGGCACAUGUGCGCGCGGGCGGGCGCCGUGAGGACAAGCCGCCCGGCGUCCACCUGCCGCGUCGAACAGACGGGGGUCUGUGGCAGCCCUGCCGAGCAGCCCUUGAUCCCGCCCGCCGGGGCGGCUCUUGGCCUCCGGCGGAGCCCCUGGAAUCGCAGGCCUCGGUCAGCAGGGCUGCCUCGGGCACAGGCCCUCAGCGACAGCGGGGGAGUGAGCCGGCAACAACAGGUCCUUUCUCCCUGGCCCUCGCCCAGCAGGCUGCCCACUGGCCACGCUUCCUCCUCGACAGCCCUCCCCCGCUUGAAAAGGACGCGGGCGACAGAGGAGCUGUUGUUGCUAUUGGCUCCUGCCGCCUGACAACCACAGAGGUUACUUGGAGGGCUAGCGGGAAGCCCGCGACUUGCCUUUCCUCUGCCUCAGGAACGGGGUGCCCAUCACAGAAGGCCGCUUUGGGAGGACACACAGGAGCCCAUUCCGGGCCUGGCCGUCAGCAGAAUGAGACGCAGUUCAGCUGGAUCACCCUCGUGACUCUGAGCAUCUGCCGCAGAGACACGGAAUGGACCUCUGUCAUGAGUGGACCAGGGAUUUUCCAUUCACACUCUAAGGACCGCUGGACCUGCUUUAUGACCCCGUGCUUUCACUGGCAGUGGAAGGACACGCCCUCUGAGAUCCUCACUUAACACCCAUCCACACACACCUCUGAGUUUUUAUUUCCAAGGCACCUUUUCUUCCAGGCUGACCAAAAUAAGAACUUUGAAAACAAAGCUGUUUUGAAGUAUUUAAGCACAAAAAGAUCCUAACACUGGUCCCUCUGCCUUUUAAUAUCUUGAGCUGUUUAUAUGCCUAGAGUUGUUGUUGUUUUCUUCCCUGAGAUUUAAAUUAAAAAGUUUCUGGUUUGAAUCACCAAAAGGUAGUGAAAUAUGGAAAGAGAGCUGAAGAUGUAUCUCAACACAGCUUCGUAUUUUAUUAAAUUAUUUUUCAUGCCAAAUAUGUAUAAAGAACCAUGAUGUUUUGUAACUUUAUAAUUAAAAUGUUCAAACUGGAA
Messenger RNA from Odocoileus virginianus texanus, 2632 nucleotides. RefSeq names its product transmembrane protein 231 (gene TMEM231). NCBI's taxonomy places the organism in Eukaryota, Metazoa, Chordata, Mammalia, Artiodactyla, Cervidae. Gene Ontology annotation, biological process: cilium assembly; regulation of protein localization. The record is from RefSeq and is a predicted model, not a curated record. Gene Ontology annotation, cellular component: ciliary membrane; ciliary transition zone.